Pocillopora meandrina is the source of this 2879-nucleotide messenger RNA. Lineage: Eukaryota; Metazoa; Cnidaria; Anthozoa; Scleractinia; Pocilloporidae. The record is from the annotation of a GenBank genome assembly.
CAACAUGUAUUCAUAAAAGACGAGUUCCAUUUCCUUGAUGUUCCUGGAGUAGGAAGAUCCUCAACUCUCGACAUCUAUGACUGUAUAUUUAAAUGCCUCUCGAAUCCUCAAGGCAAUUCUGUAAACAUGGCCGCUGAAACGAACGCCGUCAGAAAACUUUGGUGCGAGCUUCUUCCUUCUGACAUAUACAAGAAUUCAAAGGAUUACAACAAGAACAUGAGUUCACAUCAUUUUUCUAUGAAAGUAAGUGCUUCAUUCUAUGGUGCUUUUUCGUCAAAAACAUUUUGGGGCUAUGCUGUCGCUUUCCUUCAUAUAGUUCGGUUAUUAUUUCCAAGGCGAUGCUAGUUUCUCUUCUUGGGACCAGUGAAUCAAAGGGUGAUCAAUUACUUUUUUUCUUACAAAUAUACCGAUAGAAAAAUUAUUUGCUGGCGCAAGUAUCGUCAGCCCACGUUGGGCGAGAAAAAAAAUAAUUUCCAUGAUACUGAAAAAUAUUAAACAGAUUAUGUCAAGCAGGAAGCUCAAGCAGGUGCCUAGAGGGAGUAACAGAGCGGGGGUGGAAUGAUAUGAUAACAAAAGUUGUUUUUUAAAGAGUAGCUAUUCCGUUAUAGUAAGGAAGUUGCUUUCAAACCGAAAUAUAGGAACACUGUAAACUAAACUUGACAAGUUUCCCUCAACUGAGAGUUUCUCCCUGCCAAUGAAGAUGGCCUUGAAAUUUUGUCUUUGUCCAAAACCUGAUAUGCCAGCUCUUCAUCAAGAAUGCAUUUGAAGAAAUAGGUAUUAAAAAGUGAUUUGCAAAUGAAAAAUGGAUUGAAAAAGUCAUUUGAUAGGGACAUGUAAAUUGUCUUUGCGAACAAUGUGAUUGACAGGGAGCUCUAGUAAAAAUAAAUGGAUGUCACAUUUCCUUUACAAGAGUAACCUAUUAAGAAACUUGACUUUGCAGAUGCCUUUUUUAGCCUCUGGAGACUGGUGUUUUAUGAUAAACUGUUUUGCUACUUCUACAGACACCUUGCUCUUCCUCUCCAUGCCAAAAUGGAGGUACGUGUUUAACAAACUACAAAGAAGACACCUAUCACUGCCUCUGUGAAGACGGCUUUAUUGGAACAUAUUAUGAAAAAGGUAAGCAUUUUUUUUGCAAACUCUGGGGCGCAAUGGUGGUGGUGACAAGUGAGACGAAUUUCAAGUAAAAAAAAUAGCUCAUAGACAAUAUGCAAUAAUGAUGAAAGAUGGGAUAUUCUGGAACUAAGCAAUAGUCUGUGUAUAAAAAAUCCCUUCCUUAAAAAGAUCCUUUUCGGUAAAAAUUUCAUUAUCAUUUUACUCACGUUAGUUUACCCAGGCAGAAAAUUUACUUGUUUUUCAAUAGAAAAAAAUUGACAAAUCUGUAACCAUAGAUAAUAAUCAUAAGAUUUCAUUUAUUGUAAGCACGAUAAAAUUAUAUGGGUGGUAACGAUAAUAAUAAUGAUUAUUACCAAUAUUCAACUAUGCGAUAAAGAACACUUAAUUUUUUGAGAAUUUUUUUAUUGCUCUGUAAUGGACUGUGGGAGGCGCAGUGGCCUUAUGACGGGUUAUAAUGGUCGAGGGUCCUUGUGGUUACAAGGGUCGAGGGUCCGAUAUGGCCGUGUCAAUGUCCUUGUCGAUGGUGAUGGUGGACUAGUAUCUCAUAGUCACCUCAUGCUCUAAAAACCGGGAUAAGUUCCUGCUGGAUGAGCCAGUUGAGUCGAGUGUAUACCUCUGUACUGACCUAACGAUCUAUCUGUUAAGGACUUUAUAUGAAAUCUUCAUAUAUUAUAGUGCGUACUGUUCAAACUCAUCACUUUGUGCCUCUUUCAACCAGUUAAACAGUCAAGUGGUUACUCUUCGCUUUAACUCAGAACCCGUUUCCGUUCUUUGUCAAAUGGGAGAUUUUGGAUGUGGAGCAGGACCAUGGACGCCAAUCAUGAAGACUGAUGGCAACCAGGUUAGACAUGAAGUGCGUAAUCAAUAUGUCUCUGCUUAGUCAAUUUCUGAAGGAUAUAUUAGGUGUGAAUUUGUUUGCUUGCCACUUCCGUCAAUAAAGGUGUUUAAAUUUCGCGAAUCUUGGCCAUAACUAAGUGAAAAAAAGCUUGCAGACGUUAAUUCACUGCUAAUAAGGAUCUACAAAAAUGUUACGUGAUUUGAUUUGUGACAAAACCUCUUAUGGUAAGCUCUUGGAAGUUCGUUGAAUUCAAAAGUUUCUAACGCAAGCUGGAUGGCACAAAUCGUGAAAUUAGGGAAAGGGAGGCCGAGUCCCAAAAACAGGAGGUAUCUGAACUAUUGCCAUUUCAUCAAGCCUCGAAUGUUGAGACCGGUAAUUAAGAGAAGCAAAAUAACAUUUUCUUCUUCCUUUUUAGAAUACCUUCCAUUUUGACUCUGUUUACUGGAAUAAUUCAAAAAGUUACAACCUCCCAGGAGGCCAGACUGGCUUUGAUGGCAAUGAGACCAAAUUACCGACCUAUUGGAGUACAUCUUUCUCCAAGAUCUGUCUUGGUAUGAAGGUUGACCAACAGUUAAGAUUUAUUGUCAUAAACCACAUGGCUGCCUCUUUGCAUUCACUUAUCGCUGAUGGACAUUACCGCGCCACUUCACUGGGUCGAGAUUCAUGGAAGUCCCUCCUUGAGUCACAGAGCUCAUUGCAGCUACACUGCAAUAGGGAAGGCUUCAACUCUGAUGGUGCGAUUGUUAAAACAAGAAUUGGUAUCGAGCCUAACGAGGGGUCGGAUGGCUGCGACAGUUGUGAUUCAAGGAUAGGGUUUGGUGGUGCUAACGGGGAUGAUGACUCCAACACGUGUGGAAACAAAACUUACUUGUACCCGGAUAACGGUGACAAAAGUAUUAGAGCCAUGGGAUACAUUUUCGCUCAAUGA